UGAACGACGUCGCGCCCGCGUUCGACAGCGCGACGUCGGAGCCGCCGUCGUGGUCGUGGUCGUGGCACUGCACUUCGUGGAAGUCGACUUGCCGCACGUCGUCGAGCGCAAACGCGCCGCGUUCCAGCAGAUCAUCGCCGCCGCAAUCGAGUGCGUGGUGCAGGGCGAGCGCUGCGAGCACUUCCUGCUCAGCGAGCUCAAGCUGAUGCUGCUCGAGUUGCACGAGCCGGAAAACCUCGCGAAGCGGCGCAUCACGUACCUGGGCUGCGACUUUGA
Messenger RNA from Dermatophagoides pteronyssinus (European house dust mite), 276 nucleotides. RefSeq lists its product as uncharacterized. The record is from RefSeq and is a predicted model, not a curated record. Lineage: Eukaryota; Metazoa; Arthropoda; Arachnida; Sarcoptiformes; Pyroglyphidae.